CAUCAGUUUUCAAUUUUGUAUACUGUUACUUGCAGUUUUGAGUGAAGUUUUCAUUGCUAUUACAAUUUUCAUUUCUUAUAAGUUUUAUAAAUACUGUUAAUCGUUAACACAGUUUCAUUUACAAAAUGUUUCUUACAAGAAGCGAGUACGAUAGAGGAGUAAAUACCUUUUCACCCGAAGGAAGAUUGUUUCAAGUAGAAUAUGCCAUAGAAGCAAUUAAGUUAGGAUCUACUGCUAUUGGAAUAUGUACCAGUGGUGGAGUAGUGCUUGCUGUAGAAAAACGUAUUACUUCCCCCUUAAUGGAACCUACUACGAUUGAGAAAAUUGUAGAAGUUGACAAACAUAUUGGAUGUGCCGUUUCAGGACUUAUGGCAGAUUCAAGGACUAUGAUAGAUAGAGCUCGUGUAGAAUGUCAGAAUCAUUGGUUUGUCUACAAUGAAAAUAUAAGUGUAGAAUCCUGUGCACAGGGUGUAUCAAAUUUGGCUAUUCAGUUUGGAGAUUCUGAUGAAGAUGGUGCAGCCAUGUCUCGACCUUUUGGAGUAGCAAUUUUGUUUGCUGGUAUAGAUGAAAAAGGACCUCAAUUGUACCACAUGGAUCCGUCAGCUGUCAACAAAUGGAGGAGCUUGAAACAAAUUCGUGAGGUAAACGAAGUCAAGAGUUUGAAAACCAGUUUUACUACCUCAUUUGAAGUUAUUAAGAGGGAUCUUACCUUCAUAAAAGAUACCACCUCUACAUCACAUACAAAAAACGACAAUAAUUACAGUUCCACAUUAGUGCAUGGCAGUGUUUUGUAUGAAGUGUCUGAGAGACAAAAGAGAUCUUGCAAUCUUAUGAUCUUUAAUAUGCCUCAAGAUGGUGAGGAAGCUGACACCUCUAAAGCUAAGGAAGUGCUAUCGGGCUUAGCUGGUUCUGAUAUAAAAAUAGUCAGUUCAACUAGAAUUGGAACAUUCGUUCAGUUUGAUGCAAAGGCAAUAGGAUCAGGAUCCGAGGGGGCACAGCAAAGUUUACAGGAGGCAUAUCAUCGCAGUAUGACCCUGGAAGAAGCUACCACAACUGCUUUAACAAUUCUAAAACAAGUUAUGGAAGAAAAGUUGAAUUCUUCAAAUGUUGAGGUUAUGACUAUGACUCCAAAAGAUAUGUUUCACAUGUUCACAAAGGAACAAGUGGAAGAGGUAAUUGCUAAAUUGUCUUAACUUAGGAACUAAGCUAAACUUUGAAAAGGGUUAAUUUUAUAUAAGUUUUUUUCUUUAUAAAUACAAAUAAAAAAAUAAUAA
This is a messenger RNA of Diabrotica balteata, 1274 nucleotides long. The record is from the annotation of a GenBank genome assembly. Lineage: Eukaryota; Metazoa; Arthropoda; Insecta; Coleoptera; Chrysomelidae.